Molecule: messenger RNA, 546 nt
Organism: Lachnellula hyalina
Lineage: Eukaryota; Fungi; Ascomycota; Leotiomycetes; Helotiales; Lachnaceae
Gene: HAK26
Product: Potassium transporter
Exons: 3
Coding region: 1-546 (181 amino acids)
Biological process (GO): potassium ion transmembrane transport
Cellular component (GO): membrane
Molecular function (GO): potassium ion transmembrane transporter activity
Source: RefSeq, a predicted model, not a curated record
AUGGCGGAUUCUACACCUGUUCAACACGUUCAAUUCGAAGACGAAAUCCAACCUGUUAAGACGAGAAAUAGUUUGACUGUCUACUCGCAAGCGCGCAAUGACCACUCGGCUUUGGACGAGAAAGGGGAGCAUGUUGAUCUUGAGGAUAGGGCGGCGGUUGAGAUUGCAAAUGAGGAUCUGAAUAAGAAGAACAAGCAGGAGUCAUCUAUGGUGACAUUGCCUUCUUACGAUGACCUCGUGGGAGCACUUUCAAUCAUAAUCUGGACUUUGACAUUGAUGGUCUGCAUCAAAUACAUAUUCAUCGUUCUAGCAGCCGAUGAUGAUGGAGAAGGAGGGACCUUUGCACUCUAUAGUUUACUCGCUCGGUGGGCUCAUAUCGUUCGCCGCGAUCCCAAUGUUUCCGGUGCCUUGAAGAUGGAACGGCAUCUAACAAACGACUUGAAGCCUGUCAAUAGGAGGGUGAGGGGUUUCAUCGAGAAGUCCAAGACAGCUCAGGUUAUUUUGAAGAUACUUGGAGUUUUGGGGGUCUCUAUGGUCAUGUCGUGA